Molecule: messenger RNA, 2754 nt
Organism: Laccaria bicolor S238N-H82
Lineage: Eukaryota; Fungi; Basidiomycota; Agaricomycetes; Agaricales; Hydnangiaceae
Exons: 11
Coding region: 1-2754 (917 amino acids)
Molecular function (GO): protein binding
Source: RefSeq, a predicted model, not a curated record
AUGGCCGGAUGCUCGGUUGCAUGCCCCUUGUACGCCGACGAGGUCUUGAAGCUUGAAGCCCUAUCAAAAGAAGUCCUUCAAGAUGGCGAGAAACCCGCAGCGCAGCGCAAACUAGUAAGCUUGAUACUUGUGCUCGUUUUCUUUGUUAAAGUAUUCAAACGUCUGGUGCCUUUGCCUUUGUUCUUCCGUGACAUCGUUAUCAACUGCGACAGUCGCUAUUUUAGCAUCACUCAAGUGAAAACCCAGCUUGCUGCGUUCGCGAACAAGCAAGGCCCCGCUUGGCGCUUCAGAAAGGCAGAUCCUUACGAGAUCGUCGUUGCCAGCUUGAGCGCUCUUCCCCUGCUCAAGGAUGUCCGUAUCAGAUUCAAAGGUCGCAUACCCAAUUCAUUUCAUCUACCUUUGAAAAAAUUCUCCGGUCUUGAAAAGCUCGCUUUGCGAAAUCAAUAUGGCAUCAUGUCGUUGCCCUCAGAGACUAUAGAUGAACUGGCAGAAGGGUGGUUUAUUUGCCCUGAUUUAUUGUCACCUCUCUAUACCCGCCAAAAUCUAGUUGAAUUGGGCCUGUCUGCGUUUGUCAAGGUCGCAGGUGCAGGGGAGAGUGUGGAGCUGUUCAGCGUGAAGGAUAUGGUUACUUCCGCUGUGAACUUCCGCCGGCUUUCUAUUCUUAAAAUAUUCCCCGUGGGGUUGAUGAGCGGCUGGGUCUUCGAUGCGCCGGACUCAUACGAAGAAGAGUGGCGAAAAAGUGUCAUGGACAACCUCGCUAGUUUCAAGACCAGCGCCCCUGAGCGUUAUGCGUUCCAAGUGACUUGCUGUGGAAGCUUCUUUAAUCUCCUCCCUGAUCCCGUAGAGGUUGGGAAAGAUUCGAAGGUUGACAAGGUAAAGUUUUUAUUCCCCCCGCCCUCCAUGAAGGUCGCUCUCAUUUCGCCAGCGCUCACCCCCUUCUCUCUCUCCCACUCGGCAGCGACACCACAUCAUGGAUCUGCAAGACCAGACUACUUUAACGCAUCUCAUGCCGCCACCACCGACCAAUCGAGCAGCGCUCUCGAAAUAUCUACUUUCGCCCCAGCGGCGCUUACGAUACCCUUGAAUUCCAUUCCUUCGGCAUCACCUCUCGACUCCCUUCCAAACGAACUUCUGUCUCUAAUCUUCGAGCACGGGUACUUCGAGGCGGAACAGACGGAUGAAAUCCUCAAAGCUUACACAGCUCAAGUCUCGCGAAGGUGGCGAAAUGUUACACUCUCCACCCCUUCCUUGUGGAGCGUGCUGCAGCUGUCCGCGGGCAAUAUUGGGCAGAAGCUCGCUUCACUCCCAACAUAUCUUGAGCGGUCGAUGGAUCAUCCUUUGGACAUCCGGUUGAACUGUUUCUGGACCCAAGAGACCAACGAACACCUCAUGGGACUGCUCACGCCCCAUUCCAAACGCUGGCGCGCUCUAUCCAUUAUCGCUCACAAUACCGACAUUUUCGGUCACAUUCAAGAUACCCCAGUACCUCUGCUCCGGUCCCUCAAGAUAUCCUACUUUGCGCCAGAGAGGGAACUGACUAUGUUUUCCCUAUUUUGCGGGAACCUUCCCAACCUCACUAAUCUCUGCUUACGGAAUGUGAGCUUCCGACAAUUGUCAGUCCCAAUCCAUACGUUGACGACACUCGAGAUACGAGGUCAUGGAACAUGGCCAGACUAUGCCAGUUUGUCCCAGAUGCUGGCGGAAUCCACAUCCUUGACCCGCCUCGUCAUUCAUGUCAAGCCAGGCAGUGUCUUGAGUGACGUGAACCGCCGAGACCAGCCUCCCAUCCUUCUUCCCGCGCUCCGUUCCUUCGAGGUGCUUACCUCUGAGUGGCUGACGCGCGAGAUCAGGGACCUCGUUCGCCUUUUCGUGUGCCCCAUGAUUGAAACUCUGACAAUUCAUGGGUAUGCCCCAUCCUACAUCGACGCUGAUAGCUCCAUGGAGAUUAUGUCCUUCUCUGGCGGUGGCUCAAGCAAUCCUCGAUUGGUUGUGCAAACUAGCGAUAUGUAUAUCGCAUGGGGAUCCCUCAUCCCAAGCGUUGCUGCCACAAUCAAGACCCUUGAGCUGAGGAACGUGAAAUGGCCAGGCGCAUCCCAGUUUUCUGAGAUGUUUGCGGCAAUGCCCGCCCUUGAGACUUGGCUCAUCCCUCAAUUUCGACCCGACAGCAUCCUGCGGGAUAUGUCGGUAGAUACUAGCUCAGUGCUACCUUGCACUCCCCUCCCUUCCCUUCGAACGCUGGACAUCCAAGUCCAGCCUGAUCCCCAGGGAUCAUCGUAUAAAGACGGUGUUACGUGCCUCCUAAGCAUGAUAUCAUCACCUUUAUUAUCUUCUCUUGCUCUCGCUAACCUGACUUCCAGAGAAUGGAACAGCGUCAUCAGGUCCAUCAGCGAGAAGCCUCAAGUAUACCCAGCAUUGGUCUCCUUGACCCUCUCUGAUAUACCCGAGCCUCUUUCUUGCGAAUCCAAUCCCUCAGAUGCUUUCCCCUACCUCCGGGAUCUAUCCCUAUUCAACGUCGGCUCAAACCCGAUUAUUAGACCCCUCCUUAACCAGGGGGUUUGGCCGGACUUGACCAUGUUGUCAAUCUCCGGCGACGCCAACGCCAGCAAGCCUCUCCUUCAUCGCGUGAUAGCCGCGCGAGAAGAGAUGGGUGUUCCCCUUAGGAUGCUCUUCCUUGACAAGUACUUUACCAUGAAUUUAGAGUCUUGGACGUGGUUGAAGGAACAUGUUCUAGACGUUGUUGAGAUACCCUUAUAG